AUGACUAUUGCUGCAUAUGCGUAUGAAACAAAUGAAGCAAGAAGAGCACAUGAACUAGUAAACGAAAACUCAACUUUAACCAUUGAAGGCAAUGAUUUAGUCAUUGACGAUGGAAAAACUAAAAAAGUCAUUGAUUUCGAUACUUUUAACACGUAUGACCCAUUCAUUACAAUAAGUAAAGUUCCUAUCAUAAAUGAUGGAACGGUGCAAUAUAUAAAUUCUACAGUAGAUGCCUCAUUAGUGAAAGUAUUAAAUGUUCUCAUUGAAUUGUUAAAGAGCUUUCGAUUUGACGACAACAUUAAAUGCCUAAAGAAUUUAGUCAUGAAUGAGAAACAAAUUCUCGGCGUUGCUGGUAGCAGUAAUGAUGUACACCUUAUGACAUUAGAAUAUUAUAACGAACAUAAAGAUGAACUGAAAGGAGAGAAGGGUGACACCGGACCUCAACGACCACAAGGAAUACAAGGAAUACAAGGACCUCAAGGCGAAAACGGUUUGGAUGGUGAAGAUGGAAAGGAUGGAAAAACUGCUAAAUCAUGGAUAUGGAACCUUAUAAAUACUGGUUUAACAGCUGCUUCAUAUGGAGUUCUUCAAUACCAAAUCGGAAAGAUAUGGGCAGUACUUGGUGA
Messenger RNA from Trichomonas vaginalis G3, 626 nucleotides. RefSeq names its product organellar and viral DNA polymerase type B. NCBI's taxonomy places the organism in Eukaryota, Parabasalia, Trichomonadida, Trichomonadidae. The annotation marks the transcript as partial. The transcript has a single exon. The record is from RefSeq and is a predicted model, not a curated record.